Messenger RNA from Xiphias gladius (swordfish), 14154 nucleotides. RefSeq names its product A-kinase anchor protein 13-like. NCBI's taxonomy places the organism in Eukaryota, Metazoa, Chordata, Actinopteri, Istiophoriformes, Xiphiidae. The transcript has 48 exons. Gene Ontology annotation, cellular component: cytoskeleton; ruffle membrane. Gene Ontology annotation, molecular function: microtubule binding; guanyl-nucleotide exchange factor activity. Bases 5 to 9745 code for a protein of 3246 amino acids. The record is from RefSeq and is a predicted model, not a curated record. Gene Ontology annotation, biological process: regulation of Rho protein signal transduction; actin filament organization; positive regulation of neuron differentiation.
UCAAAUGGUCUUCCGUGGAGGCGAGUUCAAAGUGGUUUUGCUUCGGUCCUGGACGGCUCGCCAGCGAGCCCGUCGCCGGGCAGACAUUUGUUCUGAAGAGUGUUACCGGAAACGACGGGCUCGACAUCGCGGGCUGACGCUCGGCGUGAAUCCAGUGUCCUCCCCAGCGGCGUCCGCCUGCUUUAAGGACUCGUACGCGACGCAAAAUGGUUUCGCUCAUCACCGUGUCCUCGUGAGAAAGGAGCGACAUGCUGUAGAGAUAUUCGGCCGGAGUCGGAGAGAGAGAGAGAGAGAAGAGACGGGAGCGGUCCCGCCGCCUCGAGAGUCCAGCACCAUGAAACUGAAUCCCCAGCAGGCUCCUCUCUAUGGAGAGUGUCUGUUGACUGUCCAGCUCGAUGAUGAUGACGUGCGUCGUGCUGAGGGGGAAGAGGAGGAAGAGGAGGAGGUGGAGUUUUAUCUUUUAUUCUCAGGAUCCACCCAGAGACAUAUGAGCAGCACCCUGCGAGUCAGCCACGUCACCCUGCAGGCUGUGUGUCCAGCCCAUAAUGCUUGUGAGCAGGUCUUGGUGACAUUAUGUUGCGCUCGGCGUGGUGGACCAGUGGACGCACACUCCCAGGAGACCUUCUGCUUCGUUCAGGACUUGGCCCUGGACAUGGCGGGCUUCCUGCUCGACAACACAGCUCCUCAGGAGGCAUUACUGUUGGAUGAUGAGCAGAUUCCGCUGAGAGAGUGUGAGAGGUUGGACGAGAGCCUGGCCCUGGCCCUGAAACACCUCAGCCUGCCCCACCACAGGACCGCACACACAUACGCACAGCCGGAUGUGGACAGGCAGAUGGAUCAGCAAACACAGGCCCUUGCAGCGACAGACAGACGCAACUCAGAGACACACAAGGAGACCUGGAUGGACGCGUCCACCCUGCUGGACAGCUGCGGUGCUGUGCCUCAGUGCCAGCAGCUCUCCAGGCUGCUGCACUUGGCAGCCAGUCACGGUCUGAGGAGGGUGGCAUCGUUCCUCCUGCAGCGGCCGGGAGGCAGGGAGGCUCUGAGGAGGACCGACGCACAGGGACAAACUGCAGCACGAGUGGCCGAGAGCAGGGGACAUCAGCGGCUGGUGGAGCUCUUCGCACAGUACGAGGCGUCCUCAGAUACCCAGGUGGAACCGAAGGAGCAGCUGCACUUUUAUCCAGAUGGCCGAGUGUUUCAGCACCACGCAAACCUCGGUACCUACAGCCUAACAUUCCCCGGCCGGCGGCAGAGGGAGGGAGGGGCAGAGACGGACAGGUGGGGAGGCUGCUGCUUACAGGAGGAGGUGAAGGAGCUGAGGAGGCUGACUGAGUUUCACGGAGACACAAAGAGAGAGUCUGAUUUUGUUGGGACCAUCACAGGGACACCGGUCCUUCCUGCCUGUGGGCUGCAGUUCUGCUCGAAUGGACAACAAGAGAGCAGGGAGGAUGCAGGCCAGGCCUUGGUAACCAGAGAGACCUGUAGAGCAGCAACAGAGGGACAGGGAAGUCCUGCGUCAUUGGAGGAGGGAACACAAGGGGAGGACCCUGCUGUUGUCACUCAUACAUCCUGUACCAGCGGACGUCUUUGUCAGAGCCAGGAUUCUGGGGGAAGACAGAGGGGUACACCAGCUGCCAACUCCCCUGCUGGCCGGAACAGGAAAAACAAAAAGAGAACUACAAAAACCACAAGACGUGCAACAGAAUCUGCAGGAAAUAGAAUCAUCCCGGAAGCCUGUAGAGGAGCUGCACGGGAGCCUGCCAAGACAACAGGAAGUGGACCAGAAACAGAAGGAACUCUUUCACCCAGAGACCCAGCAGUUCCAUCUGUGAUUGGUGACGGAGAAGCCACAAAAACUCAGAAUAUUCCUGGAGCAGAAGAGACUCCAUUACCCAUAAAGCCAGUGUCUACACCAGGUGGUGAUCAGACGUGUGCUGGCAGGAAGGCAGUUGCCUUGCCUACCACUGCCACCGUACAAAAACAGGAAGGAGAGGAGUGGGAAGUGGACGUGCUGAUAUGUGAGCGAGCGGCAGAGACAGAAACAGUGACAGUGAGUCCCCCAGCAAGACCAGAUCAGUUUACCUCAGCUCUGGAAUCAGCUGCACACAGGACAGUAACCAUGGGUCAGGAACAAUCCCAGGAUCCCCAGGAAAGCCAGUCAGACCCAGAGGAGCCAGGCCAACUUGACUUCAUAAAUAAGAGUCCUCAGUCCGGCAGCAGGACCGUCCCCAGGUCCCCGGAUGCAGAACCAAAACCCUGGAGACCGCUGAGGCGGGAUGGAGGCUGGAUUGGAAGCAGAAGGGGAUCACCACCACAUGGACCAGAAAGAUUAGCAAAAACAGUCUGGUAUCAGGAUGGACACCUGGACCAGGGUGCCAGCGAAGACCCCACCAGAAAGGAAACGCACUCCCAGUCGGUUUGGUACGACAGUGACAAAAUGGAUGAGAGAAAACGUGAACAGCUGGAGCAGGCACAAUAUGAUCUGAGCUCACCCCAAGCUUCUGGUCUAAGUCCUCCACUGCUGUUAGGACAAGGUCUUAGUUCGCAUCAACAGUGUGCAGCUCUGAGUCAGCCACAUGCUGCUGGAGCACAGCCAGCACUGUCACAUGGGCCGGCCGCACAAAGACGGGAAGUACACGGAUCACAGCGAGAGGAGGAAGUAGGGCUAGAUUGGAAGGAGGGAGGACUGGAGGGAGUCAGAGAGGAGUUCAGUAACACGGAGACCACUUACAGCAGACAGAGCUCUGAAACAGCAGAUAUCGAAGAGAGAGGAGAAGAGAAAUCAGGGAGCGAAGGAGCAAAGGGCAGGAAAAAGAGGAGGAAGAAGAGGGGGAGGAGAGGAGGCAGUGAGGCCAAGCUUAGCUCCAGCUCCAGUAUUGAGUCUCAGAGUCAGAGUGAGACUCAGCCACCCAGAGAACAAGCGACAAGCCUGAGCCCUCAUACAGAGACAGAGUCAGAAGCCAAGGAUCAAACAGGAAGGGCACACGUCCAGUCUGCCACAGCUUCUGAGCCAGCCUGGAGAGAGGGGGCUAACGAGGACGUCAUGCAUCUGCCCAGCCAGACAGAGAGCCAGACCAGGGAAGCUCAUGGACCUGACUGUGACGUUACAGCCUCAGAGUCUAGUUAUACUAGUCCCGCAGACCAUGAAAGACCAGAUCUGACGGAGGCCACAGCUUCACCGGCGUUAGAGACAAAGGAAUCAUCAGAGGAUGAGAGCAUUAACAUUCAUGGACCUGAUGACUUUAACCCAAAUUUUGACGUCACCGCUUCAGACUUGAGUGAACUGGACACCAGAAAGGCAGAGGGAGAGGAAAUUACAACCGUGCAACCAGUAAGAAAGGAAGUACUUGACCCUACAGAGCUGGAAUCAAAGGGAGCUGCCAGUCUGGUCCGAAAAACAGUGGAGAAUAUGGAGUACAAGGCCUUGUCAGAAAAUGAGGAUCUGACAGCAGCUGUAGCAUCUGUGGACCGGACAGGUUUGGUGGAAUCCAAGUGUCCAAAGGAACUUCCUGCCAGACAUUCAGGUCCCACGGAAGUCACAGAGGACUCGUUUCUUGUGGCAUUUCCUGAACAGAAUACACAACAUUUAGAAUCUGUGGAUUCAAACAAACCAGUACAAGCAUCUCUGGAGUCAGUGCAUUCUACACAAGCUAGGGGUCUGCCACGUGAAGGUACAGCACUUCAGUUUUCACCACUUCAAAGACGGGAAGGAAGCACUGAGACAACUGCCAGGGAAUAUUUAGAGCAUUGUUUGGCCUCUGAGAUGCUGCGAGAUCAGCAGGACAAGGAGGAAGAGAGACAUGAGCUGUGGGUGGGUGAGGAGGAAGAGGGUAAAGAGACGAGUAGAGAGAGGAGGAGUGAAGAAGAGGACAGUGGGCCGGUGCAUGGCGAGGAGUCAUCUUCCAUAGCGAGAGGGAAAAAUGUGGAGGACGAGGACUUUCCUUCCUUGGACAGUGAAAAAGAGCGGAACCACGCCGAAGAGCUGGUUGCCACAGCGGUAGCGGUCGUAACUGUAGCCAUAGCCUCAGCCAUGGCGAGCGUAGAGCUGAACCAGCGGCCGGCAGGCAGCCAGUCAGAGAGUCGGCAGUCUGCCGGCAAAGAAGCAGCAAACGAUCCACCAUUAGCACAAGACGGUAACGCACUCACCGAUUCAGUAGGGCAGCUGGCAGAGCAUUUACUCAGCCACGUUGAGUCCACACAGCUGACCAACAAAGAGACGCGUCGACUGUCGGCAUCGACACCAGCUGAGUCUGAAAAGCUGCCCCUUCAACAUCCACACACUGAGCCCACUGAUCUGUUCACCUCUGAACGAACAGCUACUGUUAACAUGUCCGAGGAGUCCCCCUCUGUAACGUCAGAGAGUGAAACCUCGGCAGAAAAGCUGCCAGCAGCACAGCUAGGGCACAGAGAUCAGGAUACCCUCCACCUGUCAGCGCUUGCAGACACUCCCAGUCUCCCACCACUCCACAGAGAGGAAAUCCACACAGCAACUACACAAAACAAAGUUUGUGUGAAACCUGCGCCAGAAGCAAGUGACACCAUUGCAGCCGAGGUGGACAGCCAAGGUCGCAUGCAGACAGGAAGCCAACUGUCCUGUCCUGUUAUGGACACAGGACAAGAUCCAGAGGCUCCUGACACAUUGGGCCCCGAUUGUGAGUCUGGGGACAAUCCCCAAGACCAGUCUGUCCUUCAGAAAGAGACAGCCGGACAACUUUUAGGUACACAGUCUCAAAACAAAGAGACGCAGGUUAGAGACGGAAGCCUCCGAGUAGAAUCUCCAACUGCUGAGGGUGAGGGGGGAGGACGGACACAUGAGCGGGACAGUUCAGAAAACUCAGAGUGUAAGACCGAGGACAGCGAGAGCUGCCAUAAAGGUGUUGCAGAUAUGUCAGACUCUGACCGUCAGGCUGAAGAGCGUGAGAGCCUCCCACAGCUGCUUAAAACGCCAUGUGAGGGGGAGAGUCCCCCUCUAACACUUCCUGCUGGCCCCUGUGACUUGGCAGCCGUGGCUGAUCCAGAUCCAGACAAACCGGCCGCCCCCGUGAAUGUGGAAACAGGUGAAUUUCAGUCAUCCCAGUCACUAGUGGACACGGAUGAGGAGGAGGGUGCGUCUGCCAAAGACCCCAACUCUAUGGAUACAUUGGAUGGGUGGAGGCAGAGAGAGAGGGAUAAGAGGGACAGAGAAGAGGAGGCGCAGAAAGAGGUGGUCCCAGUGGAGGACACGUCCCACACAGAAGCAGAACCGUUCCCGGCAGCACAGGAAGAGUCUGACCAGACCAGGAGAGACUCAGACGGCGCACACACUCUGCAGAUCCAGAGAGAGAGGGAUGUUUUCUACCCUGUCCAGCCCUGCCCUCAACCCAGCACAGUAACACCAUGUGGAGACAUCCAUCCAGACAGAGAGGAGUGUUUGUCUGUGUGUGUGUUGCACAGAGACAGUGACAGUCUGAAAGUCAAUCCUGAGCUGGAUGACAUUGUCUUUAAAAAGCCCGACCCUCCCCCCUGUGUUAGACACAGGGACAGAGGGGAUCGUGCCUCCCUCUCCUCCACAGAUGAUGCAUCGAUGCAGGGAGCCCUCAGUCCCAGCGAAGGGACUUGGUCAGCUGGCACACCUGAUGCUUUGGCCACCCGGAGCUCCAGACUGUCCUGGAAGUCAGAAACCGAGGACAGAGGAGGAGGAGGAGGAGAAGAGGAAGAGAAAAAAGACCAGCUUCCAGAAAAUCCCCUGUCCUCUGCCAUCUUGCGAGCCUCCAUUCGAUCCUUGUCUCCGUUCCGUCGUCACAGCUGGGAGCCAGGCAGGAACAACGCCGCUGCAGAUAUCGACAUCACACAGCGCAGCUCGCCCAAGAGCCUGUCGGGAGAGGUGAAGAGAGCCAAGCCCCCCCUCCACAGGAGAAGUAUGAGCUGGUGUCCAUCCAACCUGCAUCGUCCCAAUCAGGAGCAAAUAGACAACAGAAGCUACAGUCUGGAGGGUCUGGAGGUGCAGAGGGGAGGGGUCCAGACUCAGUGUCCCAGGCUGAGUGAUCAGGAGGAGAGGACUGCAGGCCGGAGUUUACGCCUGGACAGCCAGGAGAGAGGCUCGCUGGUCUCCCUCACCGAGGAGGAGCAGGAAGGCGACGGCAGCAGCAUCGAUAGCCAGACAUCACAUCAGCUACUGUCAAUGACAACUAGCUAUCCUGCCAUGUUUCAUCACCAAAACCUCACCAAAUCCAUCUCCAUGGUUACCAUCAGUCACCGUGACAUAGAUGUGAGAGGAUUUCCUCCAUCAAAGCGACGAAUCAACUUCUCCCUCAGUAUCUCCCCGCUCCUCCCCAAAACUAGACGCUUCUUUUCUAUUGGCUCGUCCUCCAGCGACGAGGAGGAGGAGGAGGGAGAGAGGGUCAGCCCCUUCACCAGUAACUGUGGCUCACUGGAGUACAGUAUUUCAGAGGAGGAGCCAGGCCCUCUGCGGAGCGACACCGAGGCGAAAGGAGGACCUAAAAUCAGCCGGACGUUCAGCUACCUUCGCAGUAAGAUGAGCAAGAAAGGCAAGGAGAAGGAGAAGGAGAGGAGAGGAGAGAAGGAACGGGAGAGUAAAGAGCGAGAAAAGAAGAGUGCAAACGGUCACCUCUUCAUCCCGGUCAGCCCGUCUUCCUCCGCAGCCUGUCAGCACUGCUCCAAAGCUCUGCACAACAAGGACACCUUCCUCUGCAACAACUGUGGGGUUCAUGUCCAUAAGAGCUGCAGAGAGAGUGCAUCUGUCUGUCCAAAGAGCAAAGCAAAGCAGCAGUUGCUGGUGCCAGAAGCUGCUCCUGGGUCAGCUGUCAACAUGAGGAGUAAAUCUACGUCUUCAGCAUCAUCUGUAUCAUCCACAUCCUCCUCAUCGUCACGGGAACGCUGGUCCACGGUAACCACCCCUGACGACCAGAUUCCUGUGAUGUUUCCACGGAGACACCCCAGCAUCUUCAACCCACACAGUAACCUGGCCAAAAGCAUCUCCACCAGCAACAUAGCAGGGAUAGAGGAUGUUCCACUGAAAGGCCUGAAGUUUCUGUCUCAAUCAACCGACUCUCUCCAUCAGGGGAGCAAAGUCAAUGCCUCGACCGAGUCGCUCACUGAUGAAGGCACUGAGAUGAUGGACAGUCAGCUGAUGGGAGAGUUUGAGUGUGACAUAAAAGAUCUGGAAGCUGAUUCUUGGAGCAGCACGGUGGAUAAGAAGUUCCUGAAGCAGGUGAAGAAAGAUGAAAUCAAGCGACAAGACGUCAUCUACGAGUUGUACCAGACAGAGUUCCACCAUGUGAGGACACUGAAAAUCAUGUCUGAAGUGUACUAUAAAGGCCUUCAGAGGGAGGUUCAGCUAGAGACGGACACUCUGGACAAGAUUUUUCCGGUUUUGGACGAUUUGCUGCACAUGCACACAGAGUUUUUCAGCCGGCUCCUGGAGACAAGGAGAGCUUCAUCGGCUCAAGGACAAAACAACAACAGCUUCCUCAUCUGCCGCAUUGGGGACGUCCUGGUCCACCAGUUUUCAGACUGCGGUGCUGAUCGCAUGAAGAAAGUUUAUGGGAAGUUCUGCAGUCGCCACAAUGAAGCCGUCAAUCUCUACAAAGACCUGCAUGCCAAAGACAAACGCUUCCAGGCUUUCAUUAAGAGGACAAUGACCAGCAGCAUAGUGCGGAGGCUCAGUAUUCCAGAGUGCAUUUUGUUGGUCACCCAGAGGAUCACCAAGUAUCCCGUUCUGAUCCAGAGGAUACUCCAGCACACUAAAGACUCCGAUGGAGACCACAGCGGCGUUUGUGAAUCGCUGCGCUGUGUGAAGGAGCUGAUCGCGGCUGUGGACAGUAAGGUCAACGAGCAGGAGAAGAAACGCAGACUGAGGGAGGUCCACAGUCGCACUGACAGUAAGUCCAUCAUGAGGAUGAAGAGUGGUCAGAUGUUUGCUAAAGAGGACCUGAUCAGAGGAAGGAAGCUGCUGCACGACGGAGCACUUCAGCUGAAGAACUCUGCUGGAAGACUCAAAGAUGUCCACGCCAUGCUGCUGUCUGACGUGUUGGUCUUUCUUCAGGAAAAGGACCAGAAAUAUGUCUUUGCCUCCUUGGACCAGCGCUCUACAGUCAUCUCGUUACAGAACCUGAUUGUUAGAGAAGUGGCGAAUGAGGAGCGAGGGCUCUUUCUGAUAACUGCUGGUACGGAGAGACCGGAGAUGGUGGAGGUGUUGGCCAGCAGCAAGGAGGAGCGCAACACAUGGAGGACCAUUAUACAGGAUGCCAUGCACUGCAUGGAGAAAGACGAGGACGAGGGAGUUCCCAGUGAGACAGAAGAGGACAGGAGGCAGCAGGAGAGCAGAGUGAAGGAGAUCCGAGAGCUUCUACGAAGGAAAGACGAGCAGAUCAUCUCUUUAUUGGAGGAAAAGGUCCACGUCUUCAGAGAGCUGGGCGACUGUAGCCCCGCCACCGAGGAUACAAACCCACCAGUCAGGGAGCGGAUGUUAUUCAGGGCCACACCUGAUGAUGUCACAAAGGGGGAGCCAAUCAUAAAGGAUGCCUUGAGGGAAGUGGAGAGCCUGCGAGCUUUAGUCAGCGCCGGUGUUGGUGGAGCAGGCUGCGGUGUUCCGGCUGGCCUGACAGGGGGCAGUGUCGGGCCGGUCUGUCUGCCCCGCAGAGCUGAGACGUUCGGAGGCUUCGACAGCCAUCAGAUGAACAGCAGCAAGAACGGAGAGAAGGAAGAAGGGGAUGAGUCGCUGGACCUCCGCAGGACCGAGUCAGACAGCGUGUUGAAGAAGGGAGCCUCUGCCAGCCUACAGAUGAUGCUGAAGAGAAACAAUGAGCAGGUCCAGCACAGUGUGACACAUCUUCACGACCUGCUGAUUUCACUGCAGGCUGUAGUGAUCCAGCAGGACUCGUUCGUCGAGGACCAGCGGCAGGCCCUGAACGACCGGCUGGCCGCCAACUCCUCCAGACACUCUUCGUCAUCCUCGCUCUCGUCCUCGUCGUCCUCCCGCCCCUCCUCCCUCAUCGAGCAGGAGAAGCACAGGAGUCUGGAGAGACAGCGGCAGGAGGCGGCCAGCCUGCAGAAACAGCAGGCUGCACACCAGGAAGAAAAGAGGAGGAGAGAGAAGGAAUGGGAGCUGAAGGAGAAAGGCCUGGCAGAGUGGGAGCAGAGGCUGAGGGGGGAGGAGGAGGAGACCAGGAGGAGGCACCAGGAGCUGCUGGAGGAGAGAGAGACGCUGCGGAGGAAGAAAGAGGAGUACCAGAGAGAGCUGGAGAGGCUGAGGGAGGCACAAAGGAGGCUGGAGAGGGACAAGGAGACCCUGAGGAGAGACACCGACAGACUGGAGGCCAUGAGGAGAGACGAGGUGGAGCAGCUUCAGAGGUACCAGCGAACUCCCUCCACCACCUCUGAAGACUCCAUAAGGUUCCACAGCUCUGGGUCUCUGGAUCUGGAUUCAAAAGAAGCAGCCGAAGAGCCAAAAGAGGUGGAGCUAUCAUCUUCUGCCCCGACCAAAGAACCUUUCCUCCGCAUCGGAUCCAAGAGGAUGGGCAAAAACUUCAACCCUUUCUUCUCGUCCUCCUCCUCUAAGCCUCAGGGAGCAGAGAAAUCCCAGGAGUCCCAGCUCCCCAACAGACUGCUGCAGCUGGCCAAACCCAAAGAGAAGAAAGACAAGAAGAAGAAGAAGGGAAAAGGCGGGGAGCAGACACAGACCGAAAACAAAGUUACAGUGAUGUCGGAUCCUCAGAACGAUGGAGACAUCUUCUUCUGCUGAGGACCCGCACGAAGCACAUGUGAACUUCUGACCUUCCUGAGGAGACAGACUAGUGGUCAGUGCAGAAAACAGGACCCGGAGAGGUCUCCUGACACUGUCCCAGCCUGACAGAAAGACUGGACCAUGUCUGGACCAUCUUGGAUGAGGAGCCAGCCGCAUUCUCAGGAUGAGACACUCACUGACCUGCAUGUGUCCAAGGCAAACAAAGGUAAAGACCUCCUCGCAGACACGUCAGGUGAGGUCAUACUGAGCUGAUGAUUAAAUCAGGAGGAUUUGAAUUGACAAAUGUUCCAAGAAUACCCCCCACCUUCCAUCAGUUACACGUGUGAUGGGAAAAGGCUCAAAUGAGCAGUGUGAGGAAGACUGUUUUCCCGCCGUCAGUCAGAGAUCAUGUGUUCGACCACGUCACAUGGUGCUUCAAGUCAAAUCUGAUCAGGACUUAACCUGCAGCAAACCCUAGCUUUAACAUGAACCAACUAUAAGUUGUUGUGGUGCUGGAGACUCUCCCGGGUGUCAGUGAACACUUCCCCGGUCUGGCUCCCAGGCUGAGCAUGGAACCUUCGUGUCCUUGCGUCUGCUUUCACUCCAGUUUCAUCAGUCAAGCGGGAGGGAGGAAAGAAGCCAAAGUGUGCGCCGAGGUCAGUGUGUACAAGGAGGCCACAGACGCACAGUGGACCAUGAGACGAGCCUGUCUCGAGAGACACAUCAUCUCUCUCUGGUGACUGAUGGGUCAUUGACCCACUGAGUGCUCAGGGCACCCAGCACUCGAGUCGUGCCUUAAGUAUCUGCUCUAGUCUCUGUCUAGUGAAUGUGGGGACAGUGGGAUGAAGUUUUAAUCCUGCUGCUCUCAGAUAAUCGCCUCAGUCUGCAGGAAUUCAUCGUGUCUGAAGGUGGAGGUGAAAUGUACCCGUCAGCGUGUAAACCAGACUGUAACAGCUGAGUGUGAGGAACCCAUGGUCCUGUGGAAUCUCACAUCACAACAGGAACACAUAGGUUUUAACAGGCACUUUACAGACAUGGGAGAGGGAUGCUUUAUUUUAAAGGCCUGUCAUUUCUCUCCGGCAAGAAUUUGAUCAAACUACUUUUCAGGAAUUAUAAAGAUAAAAUCAAGGUGCUGAAAGAUGAGCUCUUUUUAAAACCAGAGUAAACAUUCAUGUGUCAACGCCGGCUUUGCUCUCAGCACAUGCUGAAGUGUCUGGACGCACAGAGCCCCCCAAAGUCCUGACAGCUCAGAUUUUUAAUCUUUCCUCACGUACGAACCUCAUCCGUCCGGACUUUGUGGGCUCUGUGCGUCUACCUGCUUGUAGAUAAGUUCUCUCUCUGUUUUCCUAUAAUUAGUUGAUUCAAUCUCUCUAGGAAAGGUCCUGGUAGAUGAGCUGAAAUGACAGAAGUGUAAAAUAAAGCAUCGUGUUGUAGUAGGGCUGGGUCAGAAUCCAUUGUUACUGAAUACAGCCUUUCACUGGGUUUCCGUGGAGACCAUUAUCAUGUCAUGUUACGGAAUGGGGUCUUGUUUGCUUUUCUCUUCACCGCAUCGGCUUGGGAACAUCAGCAGACAAAACGAUCUCACCUUCAGGUCCGUUUAGUAGCUCUUCUGGAGCUUUCGACCACAUCAUACAGUCUUCGUCAGCAGCACCGUGGAGCCGUAGAUGUUCACCUCUUAACAUCCACGUUGACUAAAAUCACUUUGGAUUAUUUUCCAAGUAUGUUUAACAUACAACCUGAGAGAAAUGUCUUCAUAUUAAUGUUGUGAUGUUGAGUUGAUUCACAUCGCCCAGCCCUACUUUGUGGAAAGUUUUCUCAAGCGAGACAAUCACUGACUUAACAAUCUCCUAAAGGAAUCAUGUAAGAAAAAAAAAAAUCAAUGCCAACUAUGCUACAGGCAGGAACAGAGACUCAGUGACAGUUUGGUGCACGGAGACUUGAUCUAGCUCCGUUAAAGAGAGGAGCUGAUACUGGCCUUUACUUCUACUUCCCCUUGGUCCCUCCUGUUCCCUGAUCCGCUUCCAUCUGUCACGGUAGCGUUCGGUUGCUCGACAUUUUCUCCAUCACAUUAAAAUCCUUCAGCAGUACAGCGACCAAAAUCUCCUCGCUCUCCCCGAACGACUUUUGUUUGGAAACAGCUGUGUCAAUCAAAGCGAGAAGGGCAUUGCUGUUAAAAAGCUGAAGGCAGAGUAAAAGAGCGCUGAGGAAAUACACAGUGUAUUGAAUUGACCGUGUUUGCCAGUAUACUGCAGUUACUGGUAUUUUAUUUUUCCUCCCAGUUCUCCCCACCCAGCUGUUACUUGAAAACUUACAGUAUACAUUUACCACAACCAGGUUUCAUCUAGAGUCAGACUUGUCAUGCUUUUGUUUUGGAAGGACAAUCCUUACCUAACUAAAUGAAAGUGAAACUGAAGUGUGAAUUGUUACACAGCAACAUUGUCAGACGUGUUCCGAGAGUAUUUUAUCGCAAAGACAGUUCAUAAGCGCAUUGGCUCUCCUCCUUGAAAUGAGAGGAGAGAAACUGAGAGCCAAGUUCUCGUCAGAUACUGUAAAUGUACUUGAAAUCCCUCUGCCUCUGCAGCGUACUGUAGAUAUCCCCGUGAUACUGAAUGUAUCUGAAAAGAACAAAUACAUCCAAAGCAGCAACCCCUGUUCAGAAUCCUCCCCCAUAAACCAAACAGCGUGCGUCUCUCCCUGUGCUCGUCUCCUCCGCAGCCCUGCUGCUGUUCCUCCCCUCUCAUCCGACCUCAGUAACAACUCAUAGCUUCAGUUUUGCACCACAUUGAUUUUCUCUUCCCAUUCUCUGCAGAGAAGCGAUGCACAGGGAGGGUGUAAUCAUUUCCCACCUUUCUGCUGAGAGGAGCAGAUUUGUACUGAGCAAAAGCACGGCCGCCUAUCUCUGGGCCGCGGCUCCCUCUUCCCUGGUGUGUGUUCACCGGGAGAGGGUGGUCCUCAGUCCUCCAGGCAGAGUCCGCUUUCUUUGGACACUCAGUCAAAUUCGAGAGGAACAUUCCCCUGCACGUUCACAUCACAGCCACUUCCUGUAGUAGCAGUAUUUCAAAAUAACUGCUACAUGUGUUUUGACAGUAUCACACAGCCUUCACAGGACUUGAGUGAGAGAAAGGCGUUCCUCUACAACCGCUGUGCCUUAAGGUGUUUCUGCUACAGCACGCGCUUCUGCUCUGUAAAUGAGACACCCCGUGCUCUCUUUGGAAAAAAACAAUCAAUCGGAAAGGGCAGAACUGAUAUGUUCUGUUUUUGGUUUCAUGAUAGGCUAGACAGCUAAUUGGCGAGUCAACUCUGGUAGCCCAAAGAGCUUAAAAAGUGCACGAAAUAUCCCUUUACAUGCCAAACCAUGUAGUCCUUACUCUUCAGCACCACUGCCGACACAACACUGGCUGUCCUCAGCUUUUAAGCUACAUGUAGCACCAGUCAGUUCACAUGGCGUCAUUGUUGAAAGGGCUGAAGGAGCGUUUUUUUCUUCCUUUCAAUGAAAAACUAUAUAUAGAGAUAUAUAGAUAUAAAACAAUAAAUGUAAAAAUCACUUAAAUAUGCAAAAAAGCUGACUAAUUGAUUUCAGUCGGGCUGAAAUACAGACUUAACCUUCCAUGAAUGAGUGUCCUUCAGGGGGUAUCAAUUCAGUUUAUUUAUACAGAGCCAAAUCAUAACUCACAUUAUGUCAAGGCACUUUACAGAGUAAGGUCAGGACGUGACAGUGUUAGAGAGAGAAAGCCAAGAGUUGAGGAAAAACAGGAAGAAACCUCCGACAGAGCCGGACUCAGGGUGGGCAGUUGUCUGCCUCCACCAGAUGGUCAGUGUCCUUCGGUGGCUUUCAGUGUCCUUGAGUGACAGCCAGACAGGAUUUGAUUCCACUAUCGUUUCACUCGGUUGAAGCGAGUCCAGUUAGAGACUACAUGCAAAGCUUUUCUCCGUUCUUUUCCCCUUGACAGUUGCACAGUUCAGCACAUUCUACAAUUUUCGGAUCCCUGAAACCAAAUGAGCUAAAUCACAGAAGCAGCGACUGAUCAUAGAGUUUGAUGGUCUGAAGAGGAAGUGAAACCUGAAAUCUUGAGUUUUGCUGGGCAUGCUAGGAGGCCUGUCCCUCUCCUCUUCCAUAUUGUUUCCAUUCAGUGUGCACUAGAGUUUUACUAAAAGCAUUUAUAACAAAUUUUACAAAGUCACAUUAGACCUUACAGUUUUUGCACUGUAUGUCAGAGCUUUUUGAAAUGUAUUUGUACUAAAAACAAAAGGUACAAAGUUUAUUUUUCUCAUUUUAUGUACAAAGAAAAAAAAAGGGCAAAGCAACAAAUGUUGUAAAUAUGUUUUAUGUACAAAUUUGAACUUCCAAAGUAUUGAUGACUGUGGAUUUUGUUUAGUUGGAUGAUUGAUUUGUUUUUUAAUAAAUAAUAAAGCUUUAUUUAUCUGUC